GGAAGCGGCGCGGCGCUGGGGGGUAGUGGCUGUCGCAGUGCGCGGCUGGAGGCAGCGGAGCCGCCGGCCCCAGCGGGCCAGGCCAGGCCGGGCCGGGUGGUGCCAUGAAGGGGAAAGAGGAACGGGAAGGUGGCGCGGCGGGGCCUGGAGCGGCGGGGCCGGGCGGUGGAGGUGCAGGGGGCGGUAGCCCCGAGAAGAGCCACAGCGCGCAGGAGCACAAGGAGCAGGGCAAUCGGCUCUUCGGCGGCCGCAAGUACCCCGAGGCCGCCGCUUGCUACGGACGUGCUAUCAACCGCAACCCCUUGGUGGCUGUCUACUACACCAACCGUGCCCUCUGCUACCUGAAGAUGCAGCAGCACGACAAGGCACUGGCCGACUGCAAGCGAGCCCUGGAGCUGGACGGGCAGUCGGUGAAGGCUCACUUCUUCCUGGGCCAGUGCCAGAUGGAGAUGGAGAACUAUGACGAGGCCAUCGCCAACCUGCAGAGAGCCUACAACCUGGCCAAGGAGCAGAGGCUGAACUUCGGGGAUGACAUUCCCAGCGCGCUGCGCAUCGCCAAGAAGAAACGCUGGAACAGCAUCGAGGAGAAGAGGAUCAACCAGGAGAAUGAGCUGCACUCCUACCUGACCAGGCUGAUCAUGGCAGAGAAGGAGAGGGAGCUGGCUGAGUGCCGGAAGGCACAGCAGGAGGAGAGCGCAGACGAGAGCCGGAGCCGCGUUCAACUGGCCAGCAUCGAGGCCAAACACGACAAGUAUCUGGCAGACAUGGAUGAGCUCUUCUCCCAAGUGGAUGAGAAGAGGAAGAAGCGAGACAUCCCUGACUACCUGUGUGGCAAGAUCAGCUUCGAGCUGAUGCGGGAGCCCUGCAUCACGCCCAGUGGCAUCACCUACGACAGGAAGGACAUUGAGGAGCAUCUCCAGCGCGUGGGUCACUUUGACCCCGUGACACGGAGUCCCCUGACCCAGGACCAGCUCAUCCCCAACUUGGCCAUGAAGGAGGUGAUCGAUGCCUUCAUCUCAGAGAACGGCUGGGUGGAGGAUUACUGAGGGGGCAGCGCUGGCCCCCUCGGCUGCAGCGGCACGGCCGGCUGGCACGGGGCUGGCACCGUGCCUUACUUGCUCCCCCUCUGCUCCAGCUGCCUGCAGACCUGGCGGCAGUACUGGGGUGAGGCCACAUCACCAUCUCCUCUCCCCGAGGAGCCCCAGCAGUAGCUGGGUGGGCACAGGGGCUCCCCGGGUUGCCCUCUCCAGCAGCUCCUCACAGACUGCAGCGCUCGAAGGAAGACCUGGCAGGUGGUUGGCAGAAGCUGGCUCAGCAUGGCAGCCCGGAAGGUCAUGCCAUCACCUUCAUCCCCCACACUGCAGGGUCCUCUGGCUGUGGCAGCUGACAGUCCCCCAAGAGGGACUGGGAGGAGCUUGCUGGGAUGGGUCCCUCUCCAUGUACAUUGGCACAGCCUCCUACCACCUCCUGCCUGGCCGAGGUUGGCUCUCCCCUUCCCAUAAACCGCCACUUGGCGAGCUGGGAAACCAGUAAGAUUCCAGCUCCUCUCCAGCUUUUCCUGGGAAACAGCUGCUCCCAGGGCUGGAAGGGGCUGGCUCCUUGCCCACCAGGGCUGUGGUUCCUUGUGAACGACCACCUGGGGCACAGCCUGCCUGGCUUCUGAGCCUCUCCUGGGAGUUUGCCAAAAAAUGAGAGAGAAAAAUGAAAAAUUCAGCAAUAAAUGGGGGAAAAAAGCGA
Pogoniulus pusillus (Red-fronted tinkerbird) is the source of this 1737-nucleotide messenger RNA. It is a transcript of the gene STUB1, whose product is annotated as STIP1 homology and U-box containing protein 1. Bases 105 to 1046 code for a protein of 313 amino acids. The transcript has 7 exons. Gene Ontology annotation, molecular function: protein-folding chaperone binding; ubiquitin protein ligase activity. Lineage: Eukaryota; Metazoa; Chordata; Aves; Piciformes; Lybiidae. The record is from RefSeq and is a predicted model, not a curated record. Gene Ontology annotation, cellular component: cytoplasm; Z disc. Gene Ontology annotation, biological process: cellular response to misfolded protein; protein quality control for misfolded or incompletely synthesized proteins; proteasome-mediated ubiquitin-dependent protein catabolic process.